This is a messenger RNA of Ostertagia ostertagi, 618 nucleotides long. NCBI's taxonomy places the organism in Eukaryota, Metazoa, Nematoda, Chromadorea, Rhabditida, Trichostrongylidae. The record is from the annotation of a GenBank genome assembly.
AUGCCCGCUCAUGUUUCGUUGCGUGCUCGACUAAUCGACCUGAUGGAAAUGGAAGAGUGCAUUUGGUACAAGGGCGCGCCUGAUUACGGCAGAAGGGAUCGAGUUGAAAGCGCAUGGGAGCGCAUUCAGCAGGAUUUGGAAUGUCUAGGCCACAGAACUAACGUGGCGGAGCUCAAGAAUAUGUGGAAAAACUUGAAAGACACGUAUCGAAGGAAAAACAAUCCAACUACGGGAUCUGCUUCGGGGCCGCAAUGGACGUACUUGCAGGCCAUGCGAUUUCUUGAAAGGAAUCAGCACGACGGAUUUGAUGGCCACCACGCAGGAAAAUCAGCCUGGUCAGCCAAGAGCCGUCAGUCUCAACCAAAGGUGCAAGCAACCAUCGAAAGAGUCGACGAACAUCUGCAGCGUUCGCGCCAUCAACAGCAUCCUACAGUAGACUCGUUUCAAGGGUUCGGAGAUUUCGUCGCGCAACAUCUGCGGGAGAGAUUCGACGCAUAUACGGCAGAUGUGAAAAUGAGGCAAAUGUUGGAAGUGCUGUUUAGCUAUACCUACUGCAGCCAAGGAAACGAGGGAGUGGUUCACGAGGAGUAUGUUGGAGAAUAUCCUCAAACAGAUUGA